ACUGAAAGUAGGUCAUGGAAAACGAAACGAGCUGUGCAGCCUCUUCACUAGUCGUGUGUUAAACGACAUUAUAGUUCGAAGAAUCAGGAAACGCUUUCUGUUUUUAGACUAAACAUUUACCGUAGUUUUGUAUCGCUCGUGGCCGAUAAAACACAAAUAACGUAAAUCAGUGUUUGUUUUUCAUCCACGGUUUAUAGCAGCCAGCGGCAGCUAGCUACCGACGCUAGGUCUUUUUGUGCAUCUUCAGCAGCUGGACUAAUGCUGUGCUUCAAACAUCUGGACUGAACUGCCACUAACUGACAACCUCCUCAACUUACUGCCAUGUCCAGACGAAGCAGGAACAGUCGUGCAUGGCGAUAUGUUUGGGAUGGGAUACGGCGGGAUGCAGAUGCACGAGCCCUUGUGUUGGCCUCUGAAGCCGAAGAAUGGAACUACGACCGCCUAGAGUACAGUGAUUCAGACUCGGAGGCAGACUGCUCAGCAGUGAUGAUUCCCAAGGUUCCCAGUGCAAUUCCUGUUAUUGGAGAGUCCUACUGUGGCUGUGAUUCCCAGGCAGAGACCAGUUACAAUCUCCGUCUUCGGGGAUUUCACCAAGUUAAAGACUGCCACUGUGGAGAGGAUGAUCAAGAUUUUGACUGGGUUUGGGAUACCAGCAGCCGAUCAACAGCAACUUUACUGAGCUUUGACAAUCGCAAAGUUAAUUUCCACUCCGACUACAGCUGUGGUACAGCAGCGAUCCGAGGCUUGAAGGAGCUGGCUGAGGGGCAGCACUUCUGGGAAAUCAAGAUGACCUCUCCAGUGUACGGAACAGAUAUGAUGGUUGGUAUUGGAACAGCCGAUGUCCACCUUGACAAAUACAGACAUACGUUCUGCAGCCUACUGGGCAAAGAUGCAGACAGCUGGGGCCUUUCUUACACUGGCUUGUUGCAUCAUAAAGGGAAGAAGAUGAACUUCUCCUCUCGUUUCGGACAAGGAUCCAUCAUUGGAGUUCAUCUGGACACGUGGCACGGCACCCUCACAUUCUUCAAGAAUCGAAAGUGUAUAGGUGUUGCGUCCACAGAGCUACACAACAAGCGGUUUUACCCGAUGGCCUGCUCCACAGCGGCCAAAAGCAGCAUGAAGAUCAUCAGGUCCUGCUCUGCCCCAACCUCUCUGCUCUACCUGUGCUGCGCUCGCCUCCGCCGCCUGGUGCCCGACUGUAUCGACACACUGGAUGUGUUGCCUCUGCCGCCGGGCCUGCGCCAGGUGCUCCAUAACAAACUGGGCUGGGUGCUGAGUCUAAACAGCGGCACCGUGGUGGGAGAGACCUCGGACAGGCCCGGGAGGUCCCAACGCUCGCCUGCAGCUCCUUUGGCUGGACCGUCUUAUUCUGAGAGUGACUCAGAGGAGUGCACGUCCGACCCCGAAGCCUGUCAGAGGAAACGAUGUCGCUGGACGUGACCGGACAGCUGGAAUCCAUUCCUCCUGCAGAGGCAUCCCACCUCCGUCCCUGUUAGCCAGAAUUAAAGGAAAGGCUUGAUUUAAUGUGUUUCUCUUCUGAUGUGGUAACAGGAGCCUGCUCUCAUCAGCAUCUAAACGGUUUCUCUUCAUAAGCGAACAUGCUGGAUUCGAGUGGGGUGGGGGUGUAAGUGUCACACGAGCCUCUAGUGAGGCCAGACUCAUCACGGUGUAAUAAAGGCAGAAAGCUUCUUUGUCCUGUAUGCAACUAAUAAAUGGUGUUUUAAUGUUAACAUAACCAAAGUAGGCUGUUACCUGUUUCUGGCUUCUGUCAUACUUUUAUUCUGUAAGUAAACUUAAAUGGUCUCCUAAAUGUUACGAGAACACUGUUUUAGUGUUGUAUGACAACUAAUCUUUACUGUGUCAUAAAUAAUCUGUAAUACUUUUGUUUGUUUAGGAUGUUGCUGCUUCUCUCACGUCUGUGGAGCAUAUCUCACUUUGAGUAACUCACUGUUUUUAAAACCAUAUUAAAUUGUGAUUUAUUUUUUAAUGCUGACAAUUUGAACCUUUAACCUUUGUCUUAUUUAUGCAAAGGUGUUUUAUGAUCUCUUAAACACUUGUUUAUUUUUUGCUGCUUUUCUCAGAUUAGGUUAAGAUAAUGAAUCCUUAAGGGUGCAUUUUAUAACCAACAAAAUAAAAUUAUGUUGAAAGAAACCUCUCAACUUUACUCAUGUAACCUCCAUGUUUUUUUAUUUUUCACACUUUGACUGUAAAUUUGCAAAAAGACGAAGAAAAACAAGGCUUGUGAACCUUUCUGUAUAUUCAGGAUUUUAACUCAUAAAACUCAUGAAAUGUCUUUUUUCCUGACCUGAUAAAUAAACCAAGUAAUCUCUG
Molecule: messenger RNA, 2331 nt
Organism: Nothobranchius furzeri (turquoise killifish)
Lineage: Eukaryota; Metazoa; Chordata; Actinopteri; Cyprinodontiformes; Nothobranchiidae
Gene: spsb3a
Product: splA/ryanodine receptor domain and SOCS box containing 3a
Biological process (GO): proteasome-mediated ubiquitin-dependent protein catabolic process
Cellular component (GO): SCF ubiquitin ligase complex
Molecular function (GO): protein binding
Source: RefSeq, a predicted model, not a curated record